AUGGAGGGCAUCCCUGCUAAACUUGUAGAGAACGAAGCCCAAGGUAUAGUGAACUUGGUGAAAAAUGAAGCUCAAUAUUUAUGUUGCUUCAAUAGUUAUGUUCAAGAGUAUGAGCAGGCAAAGGAAAGAUUGAAUGCAGAACUCGAAGAUGCAAGGAGAAGAAUUGAUCAAGCAAGAGGUGUUUCUCAUAUCACAUCUGUAGCCCUACAAUGGACACAUGAAGCUGAAAAAGUCAUUGAUGUUGACACUAAGAAAGAUAAAUGCUUUAAUGACUUGUGUCUUAAUUGCUGGCAUCAAUAUCAAAAAGGCAAAGACUUGGCGAAGCGGACUCUAGAUAUUGAGAAACUUCUAGAGAGAUGUAACUUUAACAUAGUAGCAGGGCCAAUUGAUCUUCCAGGUAUAAAAUACCAUUGCUUAUCAAAUUUCAUGCAUUUUGAGAGCAGAAAAUUAACAUUUGAAGAACUUAAAACGGCACUCGAAGAUGAAGAAAACAAUAUGAUUGGAUUGCAAGGCUUAGGGGGAACAGGCAAAACUUCAAUGGCAACAGAAGUGGGUGCUGAAUUGGAAGGAUCUACAUUCGGAAAAGUCAUCUUUCUUGUUGUCUCUAAGCUUUCAGAUUUCAAAAAGCUGCGACGUGAAAUUGCUAGGAAUUUGGGUUUGGAAUUAAAGGAUGAAGCGACGGAAGAAGAAAUCCAUGACAAAAUAUUGACCGAAAUCAAAGCAUUAAAAGAAAAACUUCUUAUAGUACUAGAUGAUGUGUGGAUGGAGUUUGAUCCCACAAAGGAGUUGGGGAUUCCUCCUCGUCAACUGCACAAGGGUUGUACUAUAUUGAUAACCACUCGGAGCAAAGAGAUUUGUGCAAAAAUGGGAGGUUGGCACAAAAUUGUGGAGCAUUGCCAUGGAGUACCAAUUGUAAUUGUAGCUGUAGCAAGAUCAUUAAAAGAUCGACCUUCUAUAGUUUGGAAGGAAGCCUUGAGGAACUUGCAAAGAGGUGAGCCUAUAUUAAGGGUUCGUGAUGAUGAUUUAAAGUGGGUCUAUGAAGGUUUGAAGUUGAGCUAUGAUAAUUUGAAAAAUGAAAAAGCCAAAAAGCUCUUAUUGAUAUCUUCCCUAUUCCCUGAAGAUUUUGAGAUUCCUAUGGAGUUUUUAAUCAGAAUUGGUGCAGCAAUGGGCCCUUUUCGGGAAGUUGAUGACUACAAUGAAAGAAGAAGAAAAGUAAUUGAUGCUAUAGUGGAACUCCUAGAUUCUUCUUUAUUGUUGAAUGCAGCGAGGGAAUGUGUAAAGAUGCAUGAUUUGGUUCAUGAAGUAGCCUUAUUGAUAGGAGAAAGGGACGUUCAAUCUGUCAUUGAAUCUAAACCGCCUAAUGAGGGCUUGCAAUGUUUAUUUUGUAAAAGCAAUUGUUUUCCAAGACAAUUUGAUGAUAGAAACCUUGAGGUUUUACUUUGGGUUCUGGAUAACCCAAAGGAUUUGGAAGUCCCUGAUACAUUCUUUAUAGUGAUGAAAAAGCUCAAAGUUUGGUUUCUAUGGAGUGAAACUUACUAUCGAAUUUCAGUUCCAUUACUAUUUUCGUCAAUUCAGUCAUUACAAAAUAUUCGAACUCUCAAGAUAGGAAAUCUUGAAUUAUGCAACAGCAUCUCUAUGUUGGGAAGGUUACCAAAUCUUGAGAGUCUAUGGUUCGAUGAUUGUUCAAUUAUUAAAUCACCUGGAGAAAAUUUUGAGCUAAAGAAGUUAAGAUUCUUGAGGAUAGAAAAUUGUGAAAUCAAUAUGAGUAAUCCUUUUGAAGCGAUUGAAGCAUGCCCAAAGCUAGAGGAGUUGACUUUUUUGAGUAAUAAGUAUGGUACGGAGCAAAUAGAAAAUACAAUUUCUCAUAAAGCAUCUUUUCAUACCUUACAGAUAUAUCAAAUAUCUUGUGAUGGUGAUGAUGAAUUUUUAGAUUAUUUUGAGCAAUGUGGUUCCCUGUCAAGAUGCUUUAAGCCAAGUUAUUUGAGGCAUUUAAUCUCUGAGACAACAUUUAAGCAACUUGUUAAAACAGCUAAGCUUCUCAUCUUAAAAGGUUAUGGAGAAACAGAACAGAAAAAUCUUGUCCCUGGUAUUGUUCCAGUAGAAAACAAAGGCACGACUGACUUGAUCAUUCUUCAAUUGAAUUCUUGGCCUGACAUGCAAUGUCUCAUUGAUGCUGCGAACAAUCCUCUUGAUGUGAAGAAUGCCUUUUCCAAUUUAGUUGGACUAUAUCUUUCUGAAAUGGGACUAAGCAAUAUAUUAUUUAAGGGCCACUAUAACCUGUAUCAUCUGAAGACCUUGAAACUGAAGAGCUGUCGAAAGCUGACGUCAAUUUUCCUCCCAUCCACUGCUCAAAGUCUUUCACAGUUAGAGGAGUUGAAUAUUAAGAGAUGUGAUGCAUUGGAAUGCAUUGUAGAAGAUAAGAGUUCAAGUGGGGAAAUAGCUGGUGGUGAUGGUGACAAUGAUCAAAAGAGCUACGACACUCUGUUUCCAAAAUUUAAAAUUCUUGAAAUUGGUUGUUGUGACAAUUUAGUAAUAAUAUUGCCAAUCCUUCACGGUGGAUGGCCUCUGGAAAGAAUAAUCAUAAGGCAGUGCAAGAAGUUGAAAUAUAUAUUUGAUAAGUUCCAAGAGGUCAAUGUUAUGCUCCCCUCUCUGGAAAGAAUGCAACUUGUUAGUCUGUCAAGUCUGGUUGGUGUUUUCAGGGAGUAUGAAAAAUCCACCUCUUCGUCACCAAAACGACCAGCACCCAUACCUCCAAGCACCAAGACACGUUCUUUUUCUUGGGCUCAAGUAUGUUGUUUUAAAUCAAAGGCCACAAGCAAAGAGGCUGAUGGUGCUGUUUCUACAGGAAGAUUGCUUGACGAAGGAAUUCCACAGGAAUUACUUGCAUCAAAGAAAUGGAUUGAUACUGUUCCAACUCUUGUGAGACAACUAGCACUCUAUGUUCGUCAUAUCAGGAAAGUGGAACUUGCAUAUCUCUCUUCAAAUUCAGUGUCAACUUUGUUCACUUUAUCCAUGGCAUCAGUGAUAGAAUGGGAAGAAUUGACAAUCAGGGGUUAUGAUGGGCUGAAGCACUUGGUAACGAGCGAGGAGGAUGAUUAUAAAGAUGAAAUCAGUUGCAAUUCCAUUUUCCCAAAGUUACAGGAACUUCAUAUCUCAGAGUGUAAUGAUUUGGAAUUUUUAUUUCUGUCUGCAAUAUCUAUAAAAAUUAAGAAUUUAAAGUCCUUGAUAAUUGAAGAUGCUCCUCAGCUAACACAUGUCAUUGAGAAAUACCAGCAUCAGCAUCGUUUAUCCAAUCAAAAUCAAAAUGACGAGUGGCACUUUGAUCUCCCUGCUUUGGAGGUCCUCUGUUUAGACAGAGUACCUAAGUUUAUCAGCAUUGGUCCCAUGAAUUAUAAAGCACAACUGGAUUUGAAUACCACAAAGGAAUUAGACGCAUUUGGAAGCAGUUAUCCAAGGUCCAUUGUUUUGAGAGGGUUUUCAGAGUUUACGAGACCUUUCAAUGAAUUUUUGAUUCGUUGGCAUACAAAACAACAGGAAACAAAGGCAAUUGAGAUGCGGAGGCCAACUUUGAAAACUCUUGAAAUUGGAUUCUCUACAAUAAAAGAAAUUGUUGAUUUGACACAUGUGGACAAAGAGAAAAAUGGGGACGGACUUGAGCCAUUGACGUCAAGCUUACAAAAGUUGGAGUUGGAAUAUCUAAGUGAGUUGGUGAAUAUAUGUGUGGGGCCUAAACAUAUCAUAUGCUUCCCUUGUCUUCAAAAGCUACGCAUUGAGAGAUGCGGAAAGCUCAAAGUUAUCUUCUCCCCAUCUGUGGUGCGAAGCUUACCAAUGUUGAAAGAACUACAUAUAUUAUGGUGUAAAGAAUUGGUUAACAUUGUUGAAGAAGAUAAUGGAACAAAUGAUGAUGAUCAUUUGCACCAUGAACCAUGCUUUCCUAACUUAGAAGAGGUCCGUGUCAGUGGGUGUCGCAAAUUGAAGUACCUGUUUUCUAUCACUAUUACUGGUAUCCUUCCAAAACUAAGAUUUUUGAGGAUAAUGGGAGCCAAGAGACUUGAGCAUGUACUGGAGGCACCAUCUCAUACAAGUCCCAACUUCAAUGUUCUUCCUACAAGAGACAACACUCAUGCAAGUGCCAAAAGUUUUGAAGAGGAAGAAGAAGAAGAGGGAGAUGAUGCUCAAGUUUCUGACAAAUCCCUUGCCCAUGCCAUUGUCUCAAGUGGAAGUGAUAAUUUAAGAGUUGAUCCAGAAAUUACAACUACUCAGCUUUCUAAUCACUCUCAAAAUCAAGAUUCUGAAGUUGGGGAAGAGGCAGAGCAUAAUCUUUCUCCCCAUUCAAAUGGAAGACAAGCCAUGGAAGCACAACAAUCCACAACUGGUGGCUUGAUAACUUUACCACAUCAUCAAAGCAAGGUAAAAGUAAAGAGAUCUUUAUUGAAAGAGAAGCCUGAGGCUUCCGUUCAUGAUGGGAUAGAGUCAAAUGUUAUUGAGGAUGCAAAGUUGUCAUUGUCACCAUUUUCUACAGCUAUAGAGAUGAUGCCUUCUCUUCUGGAAGCCAAUAAUCAAACCUCAACUAUUUCUGGAGUACAGGAAAUAGUUGAUAUGAUGAAGUUGGAGGGUUUUGAGCAUUUAAUAUUUGCAAAGGCACUUGAGACUCGCCCACAACUUCGACUCUCUACAAAAGAUAGAAGCGCUCGAGUGUUACAUGUGUCCUACAGGGUAUUGCUUGAUAUCUUGAACAUUCUAAUCACCAAGACUCCUUUCACAAUCACCGAGGAAGACAAGAGGAUGCUGGCUGAGCAUUUGAAGGAUGCUUAUCUUUUGGGUUUUGACAAGGAUUGGAUUGAGUCUAUAAAGAGUAAGGUUUUUUAUGGUGAGAUAUGUGAAGUUGAUAGCAUCCAAAAUGUUCUAGGGGGUUUAGACAAUGAUCUGCGAAGCAAUGAGGCAAUGCUUGAAGCUAUUCGUGAUGAGGAAGUUGAGGCUGCAAGAGCUACACAAGUGGCUCAACAAGAGCAUGUCAAUGUUAUGGCUCGUCAUGCUCAUCUUCUAAAAGAACGUCAAGAUAUCAUAGAACGAAGGCAACAAUGUUGGGAGAUAAUUGCUGCUAAACAUAGGCCUUUUGGAUUUUAG
Molecule: messenger RNA, 5127 nt
Organism: Neltuma alba
Lineage: Eukaryota; Viridiplantae; Streptophyta; Magnoliopsida; Fabales; Fabaceae
Exons: 9
Coding region: 1-5127 (1708 amino acids)
Molecular function (GO): ADP binding
Source: RefSeq, a predicted model, not a curated record